AUGAACCUCAUUCAUGCCAACAAUCGCUGGGAGCAAUUGCGUGCUGUCGAAGCCGAUCUUCUGAGUCCACCACCUGCAGACCCAUUCCAAUGUUAUCCAGAAGGAUGGUCGAGAGCCGCCGAUUUGAAAGAGAACGAAUGGGAAAGAAUUUUACUACGAGAGAAGUCUGUCAGUCCAGCGCCACGUGCUCAUUCUCCUGGAUCAUUCAGAAGAGCAAUCCGGCGGAUGGGCCAGGCUCGACAAAAUCGUCCCGAUCCAGUGCAACUUCCGGAGCGACGAGCUCGGCAGCCAGUCAAUCGACAAGAAGCACCUGCUCCGGUUGAAAAUGCUCCAGAAUUACGUCGUCGAGCGAUCUCCCCAACCCAAUUGCCAGGCGUCCGUGCCAUACCAAAGGACUACAACCGCUUCUUCCGUGGACUCCUAACCCCUGGAGAGUACUUUGCCAAGUCGCAAACCCGGUACCUGGGACCAUUCGAAGCGAUGCCCACUGUAGAAACCCUUCCAUCAGAUGACGAGUACGUGAUUCUCCAGCGAAUGGGUCGGCUACCGGACAGUGGAAAAUCAAUCUUCCGACAAGUUGGCUCUCUGUCGACACGAAUUACUAAUUAA
Messenger RNA from Caenorhabditis briggsae, 609 nucleotides. NCBI's taxonomy places the organism in Eukaryota, Metazoa, Nematoda, Chromadorea, Rhabditida, Rhabditidae. The transcript has 3 exons. The coding region runs from base 1 to 609 and encodes 202 amino acids. The record is from RefSeq and is a predicted model, not a curated record.